AUGGCUGGUGGCUGUGUGAGAUUGAUAUUGCCGCUCCCGUCUGUGCUUGAGCAGAAUCUCUCAAUUCCUGUGGAGCCACAUCAGGUCGCACCUAGGUUUCGGUUCUACAGAGAAAACAUUCGCCUCUGCGGGAUACUGGAGGAUAUUCUAUCCAAGGUAUACCGGCCGUGGAUGAAUCGCGUGUCGCCUGAUCUAUCUCCUGUCACGAGCGGGAACAUCUCAUCGUAUUACAGCCUCGAUCAGAUUAUCGUGCUGCAUAAGAAGCUAACUGAUUUCGAAAAUUCUGAGCACGAGACUCUUUCGUGGAAGAGAGGGGGAGAGAUUCCGUCUGAAUAUGCAGCGCUGUUUAAAGAUCAGAGACUGCUGCUUCAUGGUCGCUUUAUAUAUCUCCGUCGGCCCAUUUUAACACACCUCUCAACACACGAGCAACCAAAAUCCGCAGGUCCCAAGCUAGAAUCAACUACGUUCACGGAUCCUAUUCUAGCAGGAACAUCGCUCCAAUGUGCGAAAUUAUGUGUCGAAGCGGCGAUUGAUUUGUUGCGACUACUUCAUACCAACUUUAAUCCACAUGUUCCAGGGUCAUGGUGGUGGGAUGUCCUGUAUGCCUGUACGGCUGGCAUCGUUCUUAUCAUAGCGAGGACAUGUCCCACCCUCGCCCCGUCACUCAAUCAAGCCCAAAUGUCAACGGCUUGGGACGAAUGCCAACAGAUUCUGAAGCAUGUUGCUUCGUUCAAUGCCUCUGGGCGACAGUCUCUCAAAAUGCUUCAGAUCAUCCAUAGCAAAGUCUUGGUAAAGUCAGAAAGCAGCCCAGCCAGUCCCGAUCCGCGGCUCCAAACCACUCCAGGAGCGGAAGAAUACGAUCUGUUGCAGUCGGUGGCAUUCGAUUCCGCAACGAAUUUUGACUUUUCGACAGAACCUGAGUUUCAGGGUUUUGGAGAUUUGGAUAUGAUUGGGUCGUUUUCCAACUGGGACACUACGAGUUUUGAUGCCUUGGGGGGGAGUGCCAAUACAGAAUCAAGUCGGAUGAACUGGGUUGUUUAUCUAGCAUAA
Molecule: messenger RNA, 1050 nt
Organism: Metarhizium acridum CQMa 102
Lineage: Eukaryota; Fungi; Ascomycota; Sordariomycetes; Hypocreales; Clavicipitaceae
Source: RefSeq, a predicted model, not a curated record